This is a messenger RNA of Cheilinus undulatus (humphead wrasse), 4000 nucleotides long. RefSeq names its product zinc finger protein 708-like. The coding region runs from base 84 to 2312 and encodes 742 amino acids. The transcript has 7 exons. The record is from RefSeq and is a predicted model, not a curated record. NCBI's taxonomy places the organism in Eukaryota, Metazoa, Chordata, Actinopteri, Labriformes, Labridae.
GUGAAAACGGAAGUAAACAGAGCGCCCUGUUCAGGACUUAAAACAUCUGGACGGUGUGUUUGACUUAAUCACAGAUUUCCAGAAUGCACCUCACCGACACGUUCCGGCAGCAGACCGAGAGCAUCCUGCAAAUGGCAGCAGAGAGUGCUGUGUCCGUGAUCCUGAGGGAGCGGAAGGAGGCCCAGAUGGAGCGGGAGGAGGCUCGCCUCACCGCCGUGCUCUGUGCCAUGAGCAGAGAGGCCACUCGUCAGAUUGUCAGAGUGUUUGCAGAGCUGUAUGGAGGCAUGCUGAUGGAACAGCAAGCACUGAAGAACCAAGUCUUCAUGGAUGGCCCCACCCACUCCCUGGAUGUCAACCAAUCAGCAGCCAACCCUGCUGCGCUUGCUGCAGCCAUCCUCAGCUCAACCAAAUCCAGAAGACACAGAGGAAACACUCCAGUCCCUCUGGUCAUCAUCAGCCAGCCGCUGCCUGGACCAAUCACAGGCCAGAGCAGCCAGAGAGGUCCUGCUAACACUUAUGCUAAUGCUGACUCAACAGUGACGCCACCGGAUAUAACCCCUUCAUCACUCCAGCCUAUGACAUCACUUCCAAUGGUUAUUCACCAGCCAGUCAGAGAAGCCACAAGCCUAUUAGACACACCCACACAAACAGAAGAACUGGCUGAUGAUAUGAAGAUGGACAUUGUGGGACAAGUGCCAGAGACAGAUAGAGCCCUAAAGGAGGAGCUGGAGGAGGAGGAGUUGAAUGAGGAAGAGCAGAAGGAGCUGGAAGAGGAGGAGUUGAAUGAGGAGGAGCAGAAGGAGCAGCAGAGGAGAAGGAGAAGAGAGCUGUACAAAGAGAAGAGGUUCUUCUGUGAGCUCUGUAACAAAGGUUUCCAUCAGAAUCACCAGCUGAGGAAACACGUCUCUAGUCAUGUCAAACCCUUCCCCUGCAGCUCCUGUGACAAAGGGUUCUUUAAAGCCUCCGGCCUGCAGCGCCACCUGCUGUUUCACCAGCUGACGGACGCCAGGGAGAGUGACCCUGACCGCCUUCUGAGCUGCGACCAGUGCGACAGGAAGUUUACUCAUCUGCGUCAGCUGCGAGCUCACCAAGUGUCUCACCGUCUGCAGAAAUCUCCUCUGAAGUGUAACGUCUGCGACCGCAGCUUCACCUCAGCCGGCUCCCUCAGGUACCACCAAGUGUCUCAUGCCCAAGUGAAGCCCUUCAGGUGUGACGCCUGUGGCAAAAGCUUCACUCGAAAGAAGAGCCUCCAAGAGCACCAGACCAUCCACACUGGUGCCCGGCCUCACCACUGCUCCAUCUGUGGGAAGAACUUCUCCACCGCUGGGAACCUCCGCAUCCACCAGAGGGCGCACUCUGAUGAGCGACCGUACAAGUGCAGCGAGUGCAACAAAGCCUUCAAAUGUAAGAUGGGUCUGCUACAGCACCGACUCGUCCACUCAGGAGAGAAACCAUUCAUGUGUCAGACCUGCGGACUGAGCUUCAGCCUCAAGUACAACUUCCAGAGACACCUGAGGUUGCACAAUGGGGAGAAACCGUAUAGGUGUGAUAAAUGCGGCGAGGCGUUCACAGGUACAUGGGCGUUGAAGACACACAUGCAGAUCCAUGGCGUGGAGAAGGCGUUCAUGUGUGACCUUUGUGGGAAGACGUUUUUCUACAACUGUCAGCUGCAGAAGCACCAGCGGCUCGUCCAUGGUGAAAAAGUUCGAGAGCGGGUGGUGAAACGGCGGGCAACAGUGGUAAAACCGUUCGGCUGUGGGACAUGUCUGAAGAGUUUCAGCACCACGACGGCGCUCAAGACACAUGAGAAAAGCCAUGCUGAGAACAAGGAGUUCACCUGCGACACCUGCGGGAAGUCAUUCCACCUACGACACCUGUACCUGUACCAUGUAAGGCAGCACAGCGGCGACAGACCCUUCGUCUGUGGCGUCUGCCAGAAAGGCUUCCUGCUCAUGACACAGCUGAAGCAGCACGAGACGCUGCACACGGGCGUCAAACCGCACAGGUGUGACCAAUGUGGCAAAGCUUUUAGGACGUCACAGAAUUUCCACCGCCACCGCCUGGUCCACACCGGAGAGAAACCGUAUGAGUGUGCUGUGUGCAGCAGGAAGUUCAGGCAGUCCAACCAGCUCAAGGCUCACAUGCAGAUCCACACUGGGGUUAAGCUGUACACCUGUGAGCGCUGUGGCCGUGGCUUCUCUGAGUCCAGACAGCUGAAGAAACACGGCUGUGGAGACGAGAGUGAAAGGACAGACUCCGACAGCAAACGUCGAAAAGAGAAGAACCUCUUCCCCUGGUCAGAGAUUCACUGAGUAACAUCAGAACUUUUUCAUCUGGUCAAAGAUUCACGAACAACAGAAGAACUUUUUCAUCUAGUCAUAGAUUCACUGAGUAACAUCAGAACUUUUUCAUCUGGUCAAAGAUUCACGAACAACAGAAGAACUUUUUCAUCUGGUCAGAGAUUCACUGAGUAAUAUAAGAACUUUUUCAUCUGGUCAGAGAUUCACUGAGUAACAACAGAAGAACUUUUUCAUCUGGUCAGAGAUUCACUUAGUCAAAAAAGAAGAACUUUUUCAUCUGAUCAGAGAUUCACUGAGUAACAACAUAAGAACUUUUUCAUCUGAUCAGAGAUUCACUGAGUAACAACAGAUGAACUUUCUCAUCUGGUCAGAUUCACUGAGUAACAACAGAAGAACUUUUUUCAUCUGGUCAGAGAUUCACUGAGUAACAACAGAUGAACUUUCUCAUCUGGUCAGAGAUUCACUGAGUAACAACAGAUGAACUUUCUCAUCUGGUCAGAGAACUUCAUAGAGUUAACAGAGGACUCAAAGUUGCUUAAAAACAUUGGCAUGUCUACCCUGGUUCUGUCCACUGAUCAGCUGUUUUGUUUCAGAGAAAAUUGAUGGAUUACAGUUGAAAUAAAACUCUGAAAGGGUUUUGUGUUUCUUUAUUUUCAAUUUAAUGAAUCAAAGUCAGAGACGGUUUCACUGGGUUAACUAAAUGAAUAUUGACAAGAUUAAUCCAUCCAUACUCUCAUCCAUCCAUCCCUCCCCUGAUUCAGGUUGACUCCUUAUGAGCCAGAUCCAAUCACCUGUCCUCCCAGGGAUCUGUUCCAGGUCCUCCUGGAAGAUCCAGGGAUGUUCCCGGUCCAGAUGUGGAAUAGAAUCCUUUUAGUGAGGUCUGAGUCUACCUAAGUUCCCAUCUCUCAAAUGACCAAAAGACCACCAGAGAACUAAGGAGUCCAUCAUCCAUGUUCUGGUACCAGGUAGUCUCAUGACCCACGGUGCCCUAAACAUGGCGUUGUUGUGGUCCAGUCAUGACAAGCACCACUAGAGGCAUGUCAGUUUGGCUAAAGUUCAUAGUAUGUCCACUUUAUUUUGAAAGGUUUUUAAUGAGAUCAGAGUGUCUACAAGUAUUUCACUCAGUCACCUCAGGUAUGAUCCUGGUUAAGCAACCUAUGUCCAGGACUGCUCUGGCCCUUGAUGGACAUCAUCCAGGCCUUCUCCAGGACCAUUCCCUGUCACUCCAGGUAUCCUCCACAAUGCAUGCAGCCAUCCUUGUGGUCUGGUCCAGCCCACCAGGUACCCAGUAUGCUGUUAGCAGAUCUGGCCCCGGAAGGAGCACCAGGUGCCUGUAGAAGCUCAGCUACUGCUCCUGUCUCUCUUGUCUGACCUUUCCCAUCCCUGCUCUCCUGACCACAUCAACAUUAGCCAGACCAUAUUUUUUUAUCCACAUGUUACAAUGCUUCAUUAAUUUAUUUAUAGAGCAUUUACCAGGACUUAUAAUCUGGUUUCACUCUCUUUUUCUUAGAAGACUGUCCUUUCCUGAGGUCUUCCUUUUUUCUAAUAACAGCCUGAGUGAGUGGGAAUAUAUAUAUCCAUUAAUGCAUUUAAGUUGUAGUAAAAUAUAAAUGUGGUGUAAUAUAUAUGAAAAUGUAUAGUUUCAUAACUCCUUUUUCUGCUUUCAGGCUGCUCAUGCUUUCCAAAUAAAACUAGCUUAU